AUGUUUCAAACAAUUACCUCCUUCCUGCCCUCAGCGCUGCAUCCAUUUGGCUCAGGUCCAUCCACGGAGAAGCUGUCCCCGACGCCCGAAUCGCCAGAGGAACCAAGUCCUGAACCACCACCGAGAGAGGUGCCGGCCGUAGUCGACGAACAAGGAGUAAAGAAGAAAAGAGAGAGGACAAAUGAGAUUCGCCGUAUUGAUGCUUUCGACGAAUGUCGACAUCGCUGGACUCAUUACGUUCGCUGCGGAGCAUCGCCCUCCAAUGACUUUGAGCGCGGUGGGCAGGACGUGUCUCAGCGCGCGACCCUGCUGCGAGCGCCGUCAAGGUUGAUUGGCUCUGAUGCAGCAGCCGUGCCACUAUCGCACGCACGUCAUACAAAGUUGGAGGAGGCGCAGGUCUAUUCGGUACCGAGGCAUGCUCACGCAUUUGAUGCGCCCAGCUCUAGCGAUGAGGUUGAGUUUGUCAUUUGGCGCUCCCUUCGGCGGAUGUCCUUCAUAGUUGUUCGCCCGCCGCCAUCCAAAACCAAUCACCCGUUGAACCUCCAGGUCCAGCUUGUCCCACCAAGCUCGAAAGAACGGCCAAGCACGAGCCAUUCGACCGAGUCCGGCGCCGAUGGCGAGCCCCAGGCAUCGCAGUCGACGCUCACGCGCACGCGCUCAAACCAGUCCGACCGCUCGAUGUACUCGAACUACUCGACCAGCUCGCUCUCGACCAUCAACUCGUCUUCGUCGAGUUCGUCAGGUCGGCGCAUGAUCAUCCCGCUGUACAACUUGCAGGCACACAACGUUAUGCAGAACGUGAUCCUGGACGCUGGCACGGACGCGAAGAUCGCAAAGUUCAUGAAGCGCGGGCUCGAGGUAAUCGGCCUGGCAGUGCUCGAGCCAGUCGAGGUGUGGGGCGUCGGCAGUGGUGUGGACGAAACGGGAAGGCGGAUCAGCUUUGAUUAUGCGUAUAGCGCGGGGUCGGCGUAUAGCCGCGGCGGCACGCUGUCCCCGCUUGGGCUACAUACGCCGACCUCUUCGGCCGUGUCGUUGGAGACGGCCGAGGGUACGAGUGAGCAGGGCUUGCAGACUCCGAUGCCACCGGAGGCCACGUCUACUGUCUUAACCGCCUCAACGGGCCCCCGUCAGAACGGCCGGAAGUUCUUCGGUAAACUGUUCAACAACAGGAAGAAGGAGAACGGCGUGAUGUCGACUCCCGCACCACUCCCGCUCUCGCCUGCAACAUCCACCUUUUCUAACUCCUCGACUGUGCCAGAAUUAUCCAAACGAUCGAAACGGGCAUCGCUCCUGUCCACGCAUGCACUUCCCAUCGUUCCCCUCGUUUUCGAACCGUUGCAACCUCCCGUGCUGGGCAUCCAGCCAUCCCUCCGCUCUCCGACUAUGCCACCACGCGGCCGGCCGAGCAAAUAUGUCUGGGUUGUACGGAGGUGGCUGAAGGGCGAGCCGGAGAGCAUGCUCAGUGGCGUGAAGGAGCGAUUACAGGAGGCGCGAGGUACGUCCUCAACAUCACUGCCAGGGCUGGAAAGCACGGUGGAGGUGCGAUUCGAGUGGUCAAGGGGGAAGAGUUCGACGAAGAGGCGAGGAAGAGACGGGGGUGGGGAGCGGUCGAGGGAGACGAGCGUCAAGCGGGAGGGGAGCAAGCGGAGAAACCGAAAUAGCAUCGGGACCAUGCCGGACGCCCCGUCGCUACAACAUCAGCAGUUUCCGUCGUCAACACAGAAGUCGCGGACAUUGUCGUCUACGCUGGGCGUCCGGAGGAGUAUGGAAUCGGCGCGGUCCACGUCACCAGGACCGGCGGGCAGCAUCAUCACGAGCGAGUCGACGGAGGAGAGCGCGCGUGCGCGGCCGAGGCGGAGGGAUAGGGAGGGCGAGGACGACGGGGAGGAGAGCGACCCGGAGGACUCGGAGACGCCAUGGACGUGCACGCUCGUCGUGCGACGGCUGUCGUCGCCCUCGUCACCCCCGCGGCUGUCCCAGCCGGCGUCCCUCCCCCCACACGAGCACGGCCCCUCCAUCCGCCUGCGCGUCGCGGUGGUCGUGCCGACGCCGCACCAUCCAAAGGUCGUCGCGCUGCUCAAGGUACCCUUCCCGCUGCCGGACAUCGAGGUCGAGCGGAUCGCGGUCCGCAAGCGGAUCAUCACGCCGCAGGGUAUCGCCCGCCCCGCCCCGCCGUCGCCGCCUGCGUCGCCGGCCCCGAAUGGGGGCCCGAAGACGGUCAAGUUUUGGAGCGGCGGGACGAAGGAGAACGGGCGCGUGGGCGGGCUGAUGCUCACUGCGGAGGAGAUCAAGGAUGUUGUGUCGUGCACGGCGCUGUGGCUCGUCGUGCGAGAGGCAUUUGGUGGUGUUGGGAGGGAGAGGCGGAAGGGCGAUGGGUGGAGGCUGCGCGGGUAG
Molecule: messenger RNA, 2394 nt
Organism: Laetiporus sulphureus 93-53
Lineage: Eukaryota; Fungi; Basidiomycota; Agaricomycetes; Polyporales; Laetiporaceae
Exons: 5
Coding region: 1-2394 (797 amino acids)
Source: RefSeq, a predicted model, not a curated record